This is a messenger RNA of Alternaria infectoria, 771 nucleotides long. RefSeq lists its product as uncharacterized. The transcript is spliced from 2 exons. Lineage: Eukaryota; Fungi; Ascomycota; Dothideomycetes; Pleosporales; Pleosporaceae. The coding region runs from base 1 to 771 and encodes 256 amino acids. The record is from RefSeq and is a predicted model, not a curated record.
AUGGGCAGAUGGCUCUUGUGUUAUAAGCGCACAAGUUCGCCGCAGUCUCAUUCCAAACCACUACCACUGUCAACUACGGCCGCCAUCACCGAUCCAGCCAUCGCCCUAGGCAAUAACUUCGCAAAGCUCUCUGGGCCUGAGAACUUCACAGACUGGUUCCAGUCUUUCAAAGACAUCGCGAAGAUCCACGGAUACAAUGAACACUUCAAGGACAACGCUGAAGUAGUCGUAAAGCCCAUUGCACCCGCCUUCCUCGUACCUCAACAAGCCGCCGAUCAGGGACAGGAGCACUCCGUUCCGCAGGAUUGGGAGUACCACCUCGCCGUUUACAACACUCGUCUUCAAGAAUGGAAGGACUAUGAUGUGGCCUCUCGCUCGGCUCUAGCGCUCCUCCACGCUGCUAUCGAACCGUCAGUGUGGAAGGAAGCUAGAGACACCACCUCACCAGCAUCCGCGUUGAAGACCCUUAUCAGCCACGUUAACUACGAAACGCCUAACAACAUCCUGGUAGACCGCGCCCGUACAGUGAUCAGUUCUCUUGACCUAAGGACGUCAACUGCGGUUCGGCAAUUCGUUGUCGACUUCAAUGAGCUUUAUGGAGAGGUGUAUUUCGAUGUCGACAUUUCUACUUGGGCUAUCGAAAAGAUCAAUGCAGCCCUACCUCGUUCUUACUGUACGCUCAUCGAAGACCGUGAGCGCAUCGGUGGCAAGAUCACUUUCAAUAGGCAUACCUUCGAAGGGUAUCGGCUUCAUCUUCUCAACCAUGUUUAA